Mesocestoides corti is the source of this 876-nucleotide messenger RNA. Lineage: Eukaryota; Metazoa; Platyhelminthes; Cestoda; Cyclophyllidea; Mesocestoididae. The record is from the annotation of a GenBank genome assembly.
AAUUACCCCAGCUAUCGCAGCGGGACGGCAGCCAAAGGCCGUGGACUGUCAGCAGCCAACCAGCAAAUCGUUAACCAGCGAAGCACAGCGCAGGUGGCUGGCGACAACAGCGAAUCCGAUCCCUACCACCUGCCCUCGGCCAACACUCCUGAGGAUCCACAUCCCCGCAGUGUAUAUUCCAGCAGUAGUGAGCCACAGCAAACAGAAUCUUCGAUGAGUUCCGUCAACUCCAGCUCCUACAUGUCUCCAAUCAAACUGAAGUCCCCGAACGAUUUAGACUACUCCUCCUCACGCAACAAACCAUUUUCGGGAUAUGCACCCCCAACUUCAUCAAACCACCAACCUCCUCCGCCGACCUACGACCAGCACCCCUAUUACGGCGCACCAUCAGCUUUAGCCUCAAUGGACCAUAUGGCCUCUUCCCUUCUCCGUCAACAUCAGCAACCGCAGCACAGCCUCUUGGCGCAGCUCCAAUCAGCUUCGUACAAAUCAUAUGUCGAUUCGUCCAGUCACUAUUACUCCUACCCAAGGGCCUAUGUUGGUGGCCGACCAAGUUUCUUUGAGUUGAAGGGCAUGCUAAGACAUCGAAGAGCUCAGUAUCCGGCGACAUCCAUUGACGCCUUCACAUGUGGAUAUUGCCAAAUGCAUGUGGAGGGUGGAGGAGGCGGUGGACCAGACACGGGAGCCGAGGGAGAAGGGGAGUUAAUAAUAUGCUGCUGCGAGUGUGACCGUGGUUACCAUGGCUAUUGUCUUGCUGGGUCUUCCCCGGGAUACCAAGCUGCAAGUUUUCCAGACGACUGGGUCUGCGAAAUUUGUCGCCAACAGGACGCCUGUCUUCCUCCCCAACCUCCUCUCCAGUCAUCGACGCUACACUGA